Molecule: messenger RNA, 1512 nt
Organism: Nilaparvata lugens (brown planthopper)
Lineage: Eukaryota; Metazoa; Arthropoda; Insecta; Hemiptera; Delphacidae
Product: protein lifeguard 2
Exons: 9
Coding region: 737-1459 (240 amino acids)
Biological process (GO): negative regulation of apoptotic signaling pathway
Cellular component (GO): endoplasmic reticulum; membrane; Golgi apparatus
Source: RefSeq, a predicted model, not a curated record
UACAAUCAGCUGAAAUGUUUUUAAUUUCUGUGAAUGAAAAUAAAUAUAUGAAACCUAUAAAAAAUGAGAAUUAACAAUAAAUAUCGUUAAAUCUAAUCUCUAAUGAAGAUCAAAAGAUGGCUAACUGUGAUACAAACAAUUGUUCCAUAGCAAUAAAUGUUGAAGAUGAUCAUGUUUCAAUCAAUAUGCUUGAUGAAUCCGCUGGACAGAAUGCAUGUGGAGAUAAACCUUCAAACAUAUCUCCAAAAGGAAAGGGUGACAAUGAGCGGAGUGUAGGAGGGUCCCUGGGAGAUCUUCUGAACAAUCCCUCUAAAGAUUUGAAAGGAGAAGAAGAUCAUAUUCUCCCUCCUUACUCUCCUGUAAAAGUGCCGAAUACUGACAUUGCAGGGAAAGAGACUCAAUUUGAAAAGAAGCCUGAUGUUAAUACACCAUCAGAUGGUAUACUGAAAGCAUCUGAACCUCAACAAGGAUAUCCUGGAGGCUAUCCACAAGGAGGGGGGACCCACCACCAGGAGGAUAUCCACAAGGAGGGAGAUAUCCACAAGGAGGUGGAUAUCCACCACAAGGAGGAUAUCCACAAGGAGGAGGUUAUGGCGGAGGAGGAUAUCCACAAGGAGGAGGCUAUCCCGGGGGAGGAUACGGACAAGGAUAUCCACAAGGAGGUUAUGGUCCCUAUCCUCAGGGUGGUUACCCCCAACAAGGCUAUCAGCCAAAUCAAAAUAUCGGACCCUAUCGCAUGGCUCGACAAGAUGGAUUCUAUGAUGAAGAAACGUAUGAGGCUUUCUCCGAUGAAGACGUGAGGAGGGAUUUUGUCAGAAAUGUCUAUUCUGUACUUUCUCUGCAACUGCUAUUCACAACUGCAAUGAUUGCCCUGUUUACAUUUAGCGAUGAGGUACAGGAAUGGGCACUUGACAACCUUUGGGUCAUGUGGGUUGGCAUGGGUGUAUUCCUGUUCUCCUAUUUGGCUCUAGUGUGCUAUGAAAGCGUACGAAGAUCUUUUCCUAUGAACUUUAUAUUCCUUGUUUUGCUGACAGUGGGAAUGUCAUUUAUAGCAUCUUAUGCUACCCUCCAGUACGGAACUAGAAUAAUUCUCAUCACCGCUGGUCUCACGUGUGCAGUGUGCAUCACUGUCACUAUUAUUGCAUGCGUCUGUCCGGUCGAUAUCACUGGAUGUGGAGGUAUCCUGUGCCUCAUAGGCCUUGGUGUCAGCAUAUUCUCUAUGGUAGCAAUGGUUCUCAUUGUUUUCUUCAAAAUGAAGUUUCUAAUACUGGUAUUAUCAGGAGUCAUGGUAGCAUUAUUUACAGCGUAUCUGAUGUAUGAUACCCAGAUGAUAAUGGGAGGAAAACGUCUGGAAAUGUCGCCAGAAGAAUACAUCCUAGGAUCUGUCCAACUUUACAUCGAUAUCAUCUACAUAUUCAUCUACUUGCUUCCACUUGUUAACGCCUGCUGUGAUGAAUGACAUGUCAUUUUUGUGUUAUUGAAUUAAAAUUAGAAGAUACAAAUUGAGUCACA